UAACACUGUUUUCAGCUGGCCCCCUCCCCUUCAAAUGGGGACGAUCGGAGAUAACUUCACUUUUUUUAAAUUCGAGGUACAGCGUGAACUUAGGCUAAGAGCUUCUUUUACCAAUCGCAAGAAUGGCGGACGCGAAAAAGAAGGAAGCUGUGCCUCCCAAGAAAUUGCCAGCAGUACCUGAAUCUGUGCUGAAAAGGAGGAAGCGACGUGACACCGCCAAAGCAGCGAGAGUGCAAGUUUCCAUCAAGCAACGAGUUGCUCACUACAAGAAGAGGAAAGAAAUCUUCAAGCGUGCUGAACAGUAUGUUAAGGAGUACAGAACAAAAGAACGUGAUGAAAUAAGAUUGAAAAGACAGGCCAAGAACCGUGGUAACUACUACAUUCCUGGCGAAGCUCGUCUUGCUUUCGUCAUUCGUAUUCGUGGUGUGAAUCAAAUUGCCCCGAAGCCGCGCAAAGUCCUCCAACUGUUCAGGCUGAAGCAGAUCAACAAUGGUGUCUUUGUCAAGCUCAAUAAGGCUACCAUCAACAUGCUUCGUAUCGUUGAGCCUUAUAUUACUUGGGGAUAUCCUAACCUCAAAUCGAUUCGCGAAUUGAUCUACAAACGUGGAUUUGCCAAAAUCGAUCGCCAACGUAUACCCAUCACGAGCAACACGAUCGUUGAACGGAAGCUUGGUCGUUCCGGAAUCAUCUGUACGGAAGAUUUGAUACACGAGAUUUUCACUGUUGGACCCAAGUUCAAGUACGCCAGCAACUUCUUGUGGCCGUUCAAGCUCAACACCCCGAAUGGUGGAUGGCGCAAGAAGACCAAUCACUACGUCGAGGGUGGAGAUUUCGGUAACCGUGAAGACAAAAUCAACGAACUUCUCAGGCGAAUGGUUUAGAUUUAUACGAACUUGAAAAAUAAACAAAAAUAACAAAUGUUCGAACUA
Molecule: messenger RNA, 929 nt
Organism: Venturia canescens
Lineage: Eukaryota; Metazoa; Arthropoda; Insecta; Hymenoptera; Ichneumonidae
Gene: RpL7
Product: ribosomal protein L7
Exons: 6
Coding region: 123-881 (252 amino acids)
Biological process (GO): maturation of LSU-rRNA from tricistronic rRNA transcript (SSU-rRNA, 5.8S rRNA, LSU-rRNA)
Cellular component (GO): cytosolic large ribosomal subunit
Molecular function (GO): RNA binding; structural constituent of ribosome
Source: RefSeq, a predicted model, not a curated record